UGAAAGAGGAUAAAAAUGAGCUGGGAUAACGAAAGUGUUAUAAAACUUAUCGAUGCCUACAAAAGAAAAGAGCUGUUAUGGGAUCCCAAGCAGAAGAAUUACUUCAACAAACUGUUGAAAAAAGACGCUUGGGAUGAACUGGAGGUAGAGUUACAACGUCCUUUGGAACAAAUUAAAAAGAAGAUGGAUUACUUGUUGGCGGCCCUUCGGCGAGAAAAACAAAAAAUUACAAAAACAAAAACUACGGGUCAAGGUUCUGAUGAAGUGUACCGAUCAUCCUGGUUUGCUUACCCACAUAUGUUGUUUCUUCUCGACAGAAACAAGCCACGAGACAGAAUUAAUACCGAAGAUUUAAUUGAGGACAAUGAAAAAGUACUCGACGAUGGAUCUGAAGUAUCAGCGGAGGAAGGAAUCGGGAACCAAGCACAUGUGAACGAGGUACCUGAGACUCCCGAGAGUCAACUAGAUGAGAGCCAAGUGACUAUGACGCAAGAGUCCAGGAACCCAGCGUCUGCAGCGACAAAAUUCAAGCAUCCUGUACCAAUAAAAAAGGCAAAAAAAAGUGUUUUGCAAAAUGACCCAAUCCUAAGUGAAGCAUUGCAAUUGAUGAGGUCUUCAGCACAAGCUGCCACUGCUACUCUUGCCAGUACUGCUUCAUCUGCAGCUGUUGCACCAGAUCAAUAUCAAAUUUACGCAAAUUAUUUAGCGUCCAAAUUUCGAACUUAUACAGCCACUACUUACAUGGCUGUUGAACACCAGAUAAACAACAUAUUGUUUUCUGCUGAUAGAGGAGAGUUUGACUGGGAAAGAGGUUAUUUAACCGACUCCAACUCCAGUCAAGCGUCUACACCGGCUUCAACGCCAAAUCAGAACGUUGCUAAUUCUGAAAAGUCGCAACAUUCUGAUGAUUUUAGUGACCUUGUAAGAUUUAAUAACCUGUAAUGUUCUUUUACUUUAAUAAUAAAAUAUGGCUUACCUUUAUUUGUUGUUUUAAUACAUUGAGAAUAGCUUGACAAGUCUCUGGUACUAUUAGACUAAUUGCUUGCUUCGAUACUCUGAAAGUAUAUUGCAAACUUGUAAAAGAAUCCCCACUUGCGAGGAAUCUUAGAGUAAUACUAAGUCUUUCUUUCACUGAAAUCGCGUUUCUAAAUUUGGUAUCAGUUUUUUUAAUCACUGGGCCAAUCAUGUUUAUUAAAUACUCAACAUCAAUGGGUGACAUGCGAGUGAAGUUUUUGUAUUUUCCACUGGUAUGCUGAAAUUUUAAAUCUCGCAUCAAUGGUAUUCCACCAUGUUUGUUUCGGUUUCUAAACACUUCAAGCUCCCACCAGCGCCGUCUACGUCUGGAUUUAACUUUUUUUGAAAUACUAUUAAUUAUAAUAUAACAGGCGCAAGUCACCGCCAAAUUGUGAGCAAUUGCUGGCAUGGCUAAACCGUUUGGGAACGAAGACAUGACUGAACCGUACGAGAAGGGAAAGGUGCACUGAAAGACACGCGUAUCAGGAUACAUCGGAAGAAAAGUGAAGCGUCUAUAUUUGUAAAGUUAAAGCCGAUACACCGACAUGAUACAGCAUUCGAUAAGUAUGGACGCGUUUUUUACAUGAUACGCCUUAAAUAUACGACAUGGACAAAAUGAGCGUCCAUAUUUAUGAUACAAACACUAGAUACGAUACGAGUGAUCGUGAUACGUCAACAUGCUACAAAUGUGGACCCG
Messenger RNA from Pieris napi, 1711 nucleotides. RefSeq lists its product as uncharacterized. Bases 16 to 942 code for a protein of 308 amino acids. Lineage: Eukaryota; Metazoa; Arthropoda; Insecta; Lepidoptera; Pieridae. The record is from RefSeq and is a predicted model, not a curated record. The transcript has 3 exons.